AUAAUGUUUAAAUUGGAAAAACUAAUUUCGUCAAAACAAAAACCCAAAACUCUCAGUCAUGUAGUUAGUUAGUUCUUGCUUCAUGAAUCGUCGUCUUCAAUCUCUUUCCCUACCAAUUUCUGUUGCUUCAGCUUCUGUAAGCCAAUGGCGUCAAUGGUCUCUCUCUCAAACGCAAUCGGAUUCUCUCACACCACAAAACACAAUACCCUUUUUUCAACUUCUCUCUGUAAACUAAACUACAGUUCAAAUAUGGUUGAAAUGAAGACAUUUUCGCAGCAAGGUUGUCGAAAAAUUGGACAUGAUCGUAGAUGUUUUCGAGUAUAUGGCCUUUACGGAGGGAGAAAGGAAAAUAAUGAGAAAAGUGAUGAUGCAACUUCUAAGGUAACUCUGUCUGGAAACCAGCAACCCAUACGAACAGAAAUCACUAAGGCAGCCAAGGAAUUGAGACCAGAACAGCACAGUGGCGGUAAGAAUACAAACGAAGUGCCUCAAAAUGCUGAUUUUCCUCGCCAAUAUUCAAGAAAGGAGAAAAAGCCUUUUCCGGUUCCCAUUGUAGAACUGCGACGGGCAGCUAGAGAGAGGAUAAAGAAGAUGAAAGAUGUGCCAAAGAAAAAACCAAUGCCGGCGCCAAAGAAUGGAUUGCUAGUGAAGAACCUUAUACCAUAUGCAUAUGAUGUGUAUAAUGCUAGGAUCACUUUGAUUAAUAAUUUGAAGAAGCUGCUCAAAGUAGUGCCCGUGCAUGCUUGUGGGUGGUGCAGUGAAAUCCAUGUAGGCCCUGUUGGACAUCCAUUCAAGUCAUGUAAAGGUACACAGGCGAACCGCCGCAACGGCCUUCAUGAAUGGACAAAUGCACAUGUAGAAGACAUAUUAAUACCAGUUGACACCUUUCACCUCUAUGAUCGUCUUGGAAAGCGGAUUCCUCAUGAAAAGAGAUUCUCCAUCCCUCGUAUUCCAGCAGUGGUUGAGCUCUGCAUUCAAGCUGGCGUUGAAAUUCCAGAGUUUCCCACAAAAAGGAGAAGAAAGCCAAUAAUCCGUAUUGGGAAGAAGGAAUUUGUGGAUGCUGAUGAAAGUGAACUACCAGAUAAAGUCCCAGAUAACCCUACAACACCGUUACUAGCUGAAAUACCAGAUUCCGAAAUAGUUGCUCCAGUGAACAAGGAGGAAGUUGUCCACCUUGCCGAGGAAACACUCCAAGCAUGGGAACAAAUGAGGAGAGGUACCAAGAAACUAAUGAGGAUGUACCAGGUGAGAGUCUGUGGAUAUUGCCCUGAAAUUCAUGUCGGCCCCAGCGGACACAAAGCUCAAAACUGCGGGGCACACAAACAUCAACAACGCAAUGGGCAGCAUGGUUGGCAAGCUGCAGUCAUCGAUGACUUGAUACCGCCGAGAUUUGUGUGGCAUGUUCCUGAUGUAAACGGACCACCACUGGAACGAGAGCUCAGGAAUUUCUACGGACAGGCUCCGGCCGUAGUGGAAAUGUGCAUUCAGGCUGGUGCUGCUUUACCAGAACAAUAUAAAUCAACCAUGCGCCUUGAUAUCGGGAUCCCUUCAACUCUUAAAGAAGCAGAAAUGGUAGUUUGAGAUUAUUAAAGUAUAAAUUGCAUGUUGUAUGUAGAUGGUCAAAUUGAAUAAUGCAGUUGGAAGGGUUUGGAGGGAACCUGUCUGGAAAUUUUGUACUUGCUAGACAUUGUAAAAAUGAUUGUUAUGCUAAGAUUAACCUCAGUUAUGAAAAGGCUAGUACUUCGAAAUUGUAAUGCUUCAAGAUCCAUGUGUUGUAAAAGUAUGACAUGGCUUUAAUCUAA
Trifolium pratense (red clover) is the source of this 1802-nucleotide messenger RNA. Its product is annotated as APO protein 2, chloroplastic-like. Bases 145 to 1581 code for a protein of 478 amino acids. The record is from RefSeq and is a predicted model, not a curated record. The transcript has 5 exons. NCBI's taxonomy places the organism in Eukaryota, Viridiplantae, Streptophyta, Magnoliopsida, Fabales, Fabaceae. Gene Ontology annotation, molecular function: RNA binding.